Ornithorhynchus anatinus (platypus) is the source of this 2692-nucleotide messenger RNA. Its product is annotated as palmitoyltransferase ZDHHC11. Gene Ontology annotation, biological process: protein targeting to membrane; peptidyl-L-cysteine S-palmitoylation. Bases 1 to 1872 code for a protein of 623 amino acids. Gene Ontology annotation, molecular function: protein-cysteine S-palmitoyltransferase activity. Gene Ontology annotation, cellular component: endoplasmic reticulum; Golgi apparatus. The transcript is spliced from 11 exons. The record is from RefSeq and is a predicted model, not a curated record. NCBI's taxonomy places the organism in Eukaryota, Metazoa, Chordata, Mammalia, Monotremata, Ornithorhynchidae.
AUGUCUCCUUCCCCUUUGCGGUUUCCUCUUCUUUCAACUUCUGAACUGAGAACUUUUCAUUUUGAGCGUGCAAGAGGAACAAAAGGAAACAAUUAUUCAUCUCGUCUGAGCCGACGCACUUCGAAAAACCUCCCCGGACGAGACCCCGUGGGCGAAGGCUCCCCGGCCGGGCCGGCCGGUGACGGGGGUCGGGUGAAAGGGGGUGUCGACGUCUCCCAUAGGGGUGGCCGUGUCCCGGGCCGUGGACGGCCGCGGAGGGGAAUGGGCUCGGCCGACAGCUGCCGUUGGGACGUUCGCCGUUCUCCGGGCGGUCGGUCCUCGGCCCGCUACGCCGACAGGCCGCUCUAUUGCUCCGAACCCUUAGGGAUUUUCCAUCACUACUUCCAGUGCUGCUGUGCUUUAUGCUACCGGAUGAAGUGCUUCGGCAGAAGCUUAAGGCAGGUGGAGCCGGAAGAGGAGCCGAACAAGAGCGAGCCGGUCUGCCCGCCCCAGGGCUCGCGAGUGAACGGAUGGUCUCUACCCCUGCAUUCCUUCCAGGGCAUCGCGUGGGCCGUUUACUCGUACAUGGCCGUGGUGGGAUUCGGCAUCUACAUCCCCCUGUUGCCGUACGCCUGGAAACACGGGGCCUACGCCAUCAUCGGCGCGGUGUUUGCGUUUCACUUCAUCAUCCACCUGGCCGCCGUGACAAUCGACCCCGCCGACCCGAACGUCCGCGGCAAGAAGAAUUACGGUCACCCCGUGCCCGCCUUGGACAGGAACAAGCACAAGCACGCCAUCCAGAACCAAUACUGUCACCUUUGCGAAGUCUCGGUGGGACCCAAAGCGAAACACUGCAGCACCUGCAACAAAUGCAUCGCCGAGUUCGACCACCACUGCAAGUGGCUCAACAACUGCGUGGGAAGUCGCAACUAUUGGUAUUUCUUCAGUUCCGUGGCUUCAGCGGUGGUCGGGGUGGUCUUCGUGAUGAUCGUCAUCCUAUAUGUCUUUAUCCAGCACUUUGUGAAUCCGAUGGAACUGCGUACGGCCCCCCAGUUUGAAGGAAUUUUUCGGAACAACACAUGGCUGAUGUUCCUCCCUUUGGCCCCUGUGGAGAGCACAGCGGCCGGGAUCCUGCUGGUGGCCGCCAUCACGCUGUGUCUGGCCGUCACAAGCCUCUUCCUCCUCGGACACCUUCUGUUCUUCCACCUCUACCUCCUGGGCAAACAGCUGAGCACCUUUGAUUACAUGACACAAGGCCGGCGGUCCAGAAAGAAAAGAAACAAGGCGGAAGAGACCAGCUCCGAGGCUGAUGGCGUUAAGGAUUGGUCUUUAAGAUGCUCUCUGAAUAAGAGCAGAAGCAUGUCAUCUCCAAGCAGGGCACCCGAGGGUCCUGACGUAUCUGUGCCCUCCUUUCAACAGACCAAACUGAGAAAAGCGUGCCCGCCAUGGCAUUUACACUGUCAGAGAGUAGCAAACAAAGCCCAGGAUUCCUCAGAAUCCAAUGCUGGGAAUCAGAACAUCACAGAGAGAGACUUCACCUCUGAGAAAGAUAAUAACGGUUCUCCCUUGGAAGUGACUUCCAAUUGCGAUUCCUUCUCAUCUAUGGAAAUCCCAGCUGGGGCUAUGGACAGCUUGAUGCUUCUGUAUUCCGCACAUGCAAACAGCCGGUCAGACCUUCACGACCAAAUCCUGCAAACCGUGGAAAACAGCCUGAUCUGGGAAAGCGAGGAAGAGCCGUCAGAACUGAACUGCACGGUGACCGAAUCCAAAGAGGCGGUUGAAGCGGUUCAGCCAUCGUAUCCGGCAGAUGCGUCUUUGCCCGUCUCAGAGAGGCCACCCCAGGAAGAGACCCAGUUUCCCCAGACAGAAAAGAUUUCCAUCCUUCCUCUCUGAGAAACAAAACGGUUACCUCUUUAUCCUUCCUUAUGCCGGCACAGAUUCUCCACAAGAUGUGGCCGGAACAGCCAUCCUUUAGGACUUGAGCUCGGUUUGGGGAACGCCGGGUUUUUUGAGGAGACUUAGUUAGGUAACCCAGUCCGUCCCGAGGCCAGCUCAGCGUGCCAGUUCCGGGGAUGUCUUCCGAGGCCUGAGAUGGGGGAGUUCAGGAAGCACAUCGAAAAAACAAACACACCCAGAUCAUUGAAAGAAAUGUUCUCGCUCCAAUUAACUGCAAGAUGAUUGGCUUUCCCCCGGCCCCUUCUUCCCAAACAGAACGAGGCAAGCUACUUCGCCACCCCUUAAAAGUUAACAGAAUUGGGGGGGGAAACUGUGGGGUAGGAUGUAGCCCUCAAACUUGAAUUUUGGACGUUUCCCUUUUUGUCCUCAGCCCGAUUUGGAUUUCACUUUCUUGUAAAGAAAGGAGUACAAGAAAAAUGGAGUGAACUUUUUUUUCUCUCUUCCUAGCUUUUUUUUGGUAUGGUGAAGAAAUGAUUCAAUGCCUCUGAAGCCCAGACCAUGAUGUGAUGCACUGACGAUUUCCUCAUCUUAAAUUGAUCAAAGUUUUCUAAAGUCCCAGUUAUAUUUUAUACCGGGGAAAAAUAUUUUAAGGGCAUUAAAAUUAUAUUUAUAUGAUAAACGGGGUUGAUUGUUGCUGUUUGUAAAAGUGAAAGUAAUCCAUCAAAGGAGGGCAAUCCUUGAUGAAUUUUUGUUCUCCUUCAAACACAGAUUUAAAAAAUAAAUUGACAUUAAAAAGAAAUGACUUCUCAUUUGAAAA